CAAACGUUCAGACAAAUGAUUCGCACCGGCUUCCAGUUCUGUUGUGGUGUAUAUGGAUGAACUUCCUUUAUCAGAUCAUAUGAGAUGAUUCUACUGCCGCGGUAUUCCGCCAACUUAAAUUUCAUCCCGACUUCAAAACUCAAACUCGGUGAACCAAUCCAACUACCGGCAAGGAUAUCGUGAUUGCGACCAGGCCAAACCACAACAACAACUACCUACUACCGGCAAUUGGGAGGGAGGCAAAAGAAAUGGUUCAAUACAUCUUCACACCCUGGCGCGACCGCCGCGAACUCCUCGCCGUUCGCCGGCAAUUUUACCCGCAUCAGUACGAAAACCAGGCAGCAGCAUCACAACCCCAACAACUAUCACAAAGAGGAGGAGCAGGAGCAAAACGCCAGGCACAACAUAAGCAGCGCACCACCACCACCGCACGAAAACGCGCAAGAACCGACAACGGCAACGGCAACGAAGCCGGCAACAUCAGUGUGAAAACCGAUAGCGAUGACAACAAUGACCGACAAGAAAACAGAGACCAACGCCGCCUAGCCGUCGCCCGCGUCUCCAUGUGGAUGCAGCGCGGCAACUGUCCGCACAUGGUCGAGUCGACCGCGCUGCUCAUGGCCGCGAUUCUGUCAGACGAAGAGCAGACCGGCACUUCGGGCACUUCGGGGGGCACUUCCGGGAUGGGCAUGGGCAUGAUGGCCACCAGGGGAAUAAUGGAUGGGUUAAGUGGUAGUGGGAUUGGGGUUAUGAGCUCGAGUUAUGCGGUUAGGGCGGCUUAUUCUGCUGCUUUUAGUCGCUUCGUAACAGGCCUCCUAGACUCCAACCAAGAUAAACAGCGCAAGAUGUCCAUGUACGGCGUCGCCAAGAGCGUUGGAUUACCGGCGACUUUUGUCGAGCUGAGGCAUCAGGCUACGCAUGAGCAGCUGCCGAGUUUGACUAGACUGAGAACGGCGGCGAAGAAGGGGUUGGAGUGGAUUUGGGAGUAUUAUUGGAUGCAUUUGCCGGAGGUUGAGGGGGCAGAAAUGAAGGGGGAGGAGGGGGAGGGGGACGAUGUUUUGAUGUUGGAUAAGGAUGAUGAUGCUGGGGGAGGGGAAGGGGAGGGUGAGGGUGCUGAUGAGGGUGCUGAGGAAGGAGGUGAUGGUGAUGACGAGGGACCGGCAUGGCGGUUGUAUGGGGAGGGGUGGGUGCCUAAGCCUAUUGGUGUUGUUUGAGGUUUGAAU
This is a messenger RNA of Neurospora tetraspora, 1223 nucleotides long. Its product is annotated as Las1-like-domain-containing protein. Lineage: Eukaryota; Fungi; Ascomycota; Sordariomycetes; Sordariales; Sordariaceae. The record is from RefSeq and is a predicted model, not a curated record. Gene Ontology annotation, biological process: maturation of LSU-rRNA; maturation of 5.8S rRNA. The transcript is spliced from 2 exons. Gene Ontology annotation, molecular function: endonuclease activity. Bases 249 to 1214 code for a protein of 321 amino acids. Gene Ontology annotation, cellular component: Las1 complex; preribosome, large subunit precursor.